AGAACUGCUACGGAAGCAACCAUCAUGGCCCUUGUCCUUCAAGGCGCAACCUUCUUGCACCAAUACCUCGGGUCGCUGCUUCAUACCCACCCGAGCAAGUCCGACACCGCACUGAAGUUGGGCGUCUUAUCGUCCGCCCAGAUCAAUCCCGCUGCUAUCAUCCGUCCCGUGGAGACGCACCCCGAUGUGAUCCUGUACCGCAUUGCAUCGCGGGAUGCGUCCACCGCCGCCAAGGCCGCGAAGCAGUACCACUUUGCCAAAUCCAGUGGCUCCUACCAGGAACUUCUGGAUGACCCCGACGUCGAUAUCGUGUACAUCUCCACCCCGAAUGGCCUGCACUACGAGUGGGCAUCCAAGGCCAUUCAGGCCGGCAAGCACGUCCUCUGCGAGAAGCCGUUCACGGCGAAUGCCUCCGAAGCUCGGGCGCUGAUUGACCAGGCGGCGCAAAAGGGGGUCAUCAUUGAGGAAGCCUUCCACUGGCAAUUCCACCCCGCGGCGCAUGUGUUCCGUCAGAUCCUGGAAGCUGGUCCGCAUGGCCAGAUCCUCCGCACGGAGGCGAUCAUGACGGCGAGCCCGGGGGUACCCAAAGGGGAUAUCCGGUGGCAAUAUGACUUGGCGGGUGGUUCCGCCAUGGACAUGACCUAUGCGCUGUCCUUCACGCGGUACGCCCUCCGCGCCCAGCGCCCGCGCACCGUCCAUUCCGUCACGGCGCGUCGAUCGGCCGAGGAUCCCCGCGUCGACGAGGCCAUGUAUGCGUAUCUGACCUUUGCGGAUCCCAGCGGCCACGAGGUCCACAGCCGCAUCUACACGGACAUGGCCCGCGACUGGGUGGGUGGGGUGGUGCCCCGGUUUUGGGAGCUGCCCUCCAUCGAGGUGGAGACGGAGAAAGCCAUCAUCGUCUUCUACAAUGCCAUGAUGCCGCAUCUGUAUCACUACAUCGCCGUCACGGACAAGACGACCGGCAAGACCCGGUAUCACCGGCAGUAUCGUGGGGGGCCGCUGUGGGGGAGUGUCCUGACGAGCGUGGGCAAGGGCGGCCAGUCGCACUGGAGUACGUAUCGCUGGCAACUGGAGGCGUUUGUGGAUGCCGUGCGCGGCAAGGCCCCGGCGUAUUGGAUCCCGGGCGACGAGAGCAUCUGUCAGAUGGAGUGCAUUGAUACGAUGUACCAGGCGGCAGGGUUGCCGGUGCGGGGGACGAAUGCUGACAAGGGGGACUGACGAGGUUGAAUGGGGAAGUGUUGAGACAGUCAG
This is a messenger RNA of Aspergillus ibericus CBS 121593, 1251 nucleotides long. Its product is annotated as Gfo/Idh/MocA family protein. The transcript is spliced from 4 exons. Lineage: Eukaryota; Fungi; Ascomycota; Eurotiomycetes; Eurotiales; Aspergillaceae. Gene Ontology annotation, molecular function: nucleotide binding. The record is from RefSeq and is a predicted model, not a curated record. The coding region runs from base 25 to 1218 and encodes 397 amino acids.